AUGUCUUACGCUUGGCGAAAAAAGAAUAGAGAGCUAAAUAAGGAGAACUUGAGAGCUACGGUGAAACAUGGCGGUGGAACUGUGAUGGUCUGGGGUUGUAUGUCCGCAGCCGGUGUAGGAAAUGUGGAGUUUAUUGAAGGGACAAUGGACAAAAAUAUGUAUCUUAAUAUCCUAAGAAGGAAUUUGCUGCAAAGUGCCGAGAAUCUUGAUAUAAAAGAAAAAUUCCGCUUUUAUCAAGAUAACGACCCAAAACACAAAGCAGCAGUCGCUCAAUCCUGGCUCAUAUGGAACUGUCCCCAUUUGAUGACACCCCCGGCACAGUCACCUGAUAUGAAUGUUAUUGAAAAUUUGUGGGCAUUAUUAGACAAAAACCUUCGAAGCCACAAAAUUUCGAACAAAGAGGAAUUGAAAAAGGCGCUACUAGAGGAAUGGCAGAAAAUUACCCCAGAAACCACACAAAACAAUAUCCUGAUAAGCUGCCUCGCGGGUUUGCUGAUUCUGUUACUCUUUAUCGUCGCAAUUUAUUACAAAUUUCGCAAAGGAGUUAACAUCUGGUUAUUUUAUCAUAAGGCGUGUUUAUGUUGCAUCAAUGAAGAUGAGUUGGAUAAGGAUAAAAAUUUCGAUGCCUUUAUCUCCUACGCACAUCAAGAUGAAGACUUUAUCAAUCAGACGCUGCUGCCGCAGUUAGAGCAAGGCACGCCACCAUUUCGCAUUUGUACACACGAACGCAAUUGGCUUGCAGGCGCUUAUAUACCCGAACAAAUUGUCGAAUCGGUCGCACAAUCGUGUCGCACGAUCAUUAUACUCUCACAGCAUUUCAUCGAGUCCGAUUGGGCGCGCAUGGAGUGUCGCACGGCGCAUCAAUAUUCCUUGAACGAGGGGCGUGCGCGCAUAAUUAUUGUGAAAUAUGGUGAAAUUAGUUGUACCGAACAAUUGGAUGAAGAGCUGAAAGCCUAUUUGGAUGCAAACACCUAUUUGGACUGGGCCGAUCAAGGAUUCUGGCAGAAAUUGCGUUAUGCCAUGCCACUUAGGAAGGGUGAGAGUCGUAACGCAGGCAUGCUUGAGUUAAACAAGCGAGUUUAUGUAAUCGGAGCCGUAGGGCUGAAUCGUUGA
Bactrocera oleae (olive fruit fly) is the source of this 1113-nucleotide messenger RNA. Lineage: Eukaryota; Metazoa; Arthropoda; Insecta; Diptera; Tephritidae. The record is from RefSeq and is a predicted model, not a curated record.